This is a messenger RNA of Phalaenopsis equestris, 854 nucleotides long. RefSeq names its product thioredoxin-like protein YLS8. Gene Ontology annotation, cellular component: U4/U6 x U5 tri-snRNP complex; U5 snRNP; spliceosomal complex. Gene Ontology annotation, biological process: mRNA splicing, via spliceosome. The transcript has 3 exons. The record is from RefSeq and is a predicted model, not a curated record. Lineage: Eukaryota; Viridiplantae; Streptophyta; Magnoliopsida; Asparagales; Orchidaceae. The coding region runs from base 214 to 642 and encodes 142 amino acids.
CGGGCUGGGUCACUCGAUUUUUAAGCAGAGGAAUUUAAAUCUGUGGGACUCCUGCGGACAGAAAAUUUUUCCGGGAAUCGGGCUGCCGGGAUCGCCGCUUCCCAUUUUUCUCGUCCUACGCUCCUCUCCUACCUGAAACCAAUUGAGGAAGGCUAAGAAGAGAGGAGGGAGACCUGAGACCGAGUAAUCCUCGUCGUCUUCUUCGCCGGAGUGAUGUCUUACUUGCUGCCACAUCUCCACUCAGGUUGGGCAGUCGACCAGGCAAUCCUCGCUGAGGAGGAACGCCUCGUCGUCAUCCGAUUUGGCCAUGAUUGGGAUGAAACUUGCAUGCAGAUGGAUGAAGUGCUGGCCUCAGUUGCCGAAACUAUAAAAAACUUUGCAGUGCUAUACCUCGUAGAUAUUACAGAGGUUCCGGAUUUCAAUACAAUGUAUGAAUUGUAUGAUCCAUCCACCGUCAUGUUUUUUUUCCGCAACAAACACAUUAUGAUCGAUCUCGGCACCGGUAACAACAACAAGAUCAACUGGGCGAUGAAGGACAAGCAAGAGUUUAUAGAUAUCGUUGAAACUGUUUUUCGAGGUGCGCGAAAAGGGCGCGGUCUCGUCAUUGCUCCCAAAGAUUACUCCACAAAGUAUCGCUAUUGAGUUCGCCAGUUCUACUGUCUCGUAACUGGCAUGUAGUUACCUAUUAAGCUAUCUUGACAUAUGUGAUAGUAUUUUUCUUUGUCAACUGCUAUUCAAACUCUUCGGCGAUGCCGCCUUGAAUCAGCAUUUCUAUGCUUUUAUUUUUAUUCAUGAACGUUGUGGUUUUAGUGGUCUUGUUAUCCUCUCCAUAUUUGAUAUUUGAUGAGGAAAAA